AUGGCCGCUCCGGGUGGUGGUGGCGGAGGCAUCGGUGGUAACAACUGUUUCGAGCAUAUUAUACAAGAGUUGGGUCAAGUGCUCGGGCCGUACGACUACCAGGGCCUGUACGCCGCCUAUGGGUUCGGCGCCCGACUGGUGACCACCACUGCCGGUGCCGCUGACGGUGUGCCGCCCCCAGUGUCGCACGCGUUCAACAUGAAUGCCCAGUCAGUGGUGCCCUACUGUGACGGCCCGCAGGACAUGAUCCGCGCCUACCGGAGCUCAUUGAAAGUGGUAGAGCCGGCGCCGGGCGGGUGUCGACAGUUCGCGCCUGUGAUCAACGAGUCGCUCGCGUUGGCCAAAAACUUUCAAAACGGCAAACACUACUUCGUGUUGACAAUACUGACGACCGGUUCGCACGCCGACACCGGCGACACAUUGGAGGCCAUUGUGAAGGCGUCGGCACUCCCGGUGUCGGUACUCAUUGUGGGCGUCGGCGGCGCCGCCUUCACGGCGCUCAAGAGGUUGAGCGGCGACUCCACGUGCUCUCGAGGCUGUCGUACGUAUAGGGAUAACGUCCAGUUUUUUCAGCUGAAGAAUUAUCUGAGCGAUGGAUUAGUGGACAGUCGUCUGGCGGCGGAUCUGUUGGAGACAAUACCCACACAAAUGCUUCAAUACAUGGAUUCUCGCAAUUAUUUACCACAAAAUAUAUCAAAUAUGGGCAAAAUGUCGGUCACCGGAGAUGUGCUGAUAAACGGACGGCCGGUAAAUGGGGGGACACUGGCCUCCAUCUCGUCGUAUAUUCAACAAAACGAUUUCGAUGAGCCGACGAGUGGUUUGGACUCAUUUAUGGCCGAAAGUAUUGUACGGCUACUGAAGGCUAUGGCCUGUGAGGGCCGGACUAUAGUCUGUACAAUACAUCAGCCGUCGUCCCAAGUGUUUGCACUUUUCGACCACUUAUUACUGAUGACCGACGGAAGGGUUGCUUUCAUGGGAACUAAUGGUUUAUGGCUACAAUUUACCACGCUAAUGAUGAGAUCGUAUAAACUGACCAUACGCAACACCGAUGAAAUUAAAAUGCAGCUGGCUCGCUCAUUGGCAAUGUCCAUUUUUAUGGGCCUAGUGUUUCACAAACAGUACCCGAUAUCUACAGAUGUGGAUAAUAUUAAUGGCAUAUUAUUUAUGAUCGUACAAAACAAUAUAGUGCUUAACACUCUAGCAUUUGUUAACAUACCCAUAUCAAUGGUAGUUUCAAUGAUCUUCAUAUCGAUUGUCUAUUUCAUGGCGGGUCUGAAUCCCGAUCCGCAGGCGUUUGCUAUUUGUGUUGGAAAUAAUAUGUUAUUACUUAUUGCCGGCGGUUUCUUAGGUAGUUGGGGAGACGUCGGCUUUCACGGCUCACAACAGGUGCGGACACCAAACAUAGACCUAUUGGCCGGAAGUGGUUACGAGACACAUAUGCUGGGCAAAUGGCAUCAGGGCUUUUUCAAACGAGAAUAUACGCCAACACAACGCGGAUUUGACACACAUUUCGGGUAUUGGACGGAUUCGGAGGACUAUUACACUCGAUCGGCAGCCAAU
This is a messenger RNA of Medioppia subpectinata, 1560 nucleotides long. NCBI's taxonomy places the organism in Eukaryota, Metazoa, Arthropoda, Arachnida, Sarcoptiformes, Oppiidae. The record is from the annotation of a GenBank genome assembly.